Messenger RNA from Cottoperca gobio, 930 nucleotides. It is a transcript of the gene c1qc, whose product is annotated as complement component 1, q subcomponent, C chain. The record is from RefSeq and is a predicted model, not a curated record. NCBI's taxonomy places the organism in Eukaryota, Metazoa, Chordata, Actinopteri, Perciformes, Bovichtidae. Gene Ontology annotation, molecular function: protein binding.
AACUACAUACAACCGGCUCAAAACGUAAGCUGCUGGUUCUUUGGCUUCCUCCUCCGGCUGCAGCUUCACUUCAGUUUGCUUUGAACUCUUUGAGGUGGUUUUAUAUUCUUCUGUCUGUUGUCUCAGCUUCCUCGUCAUGCUCCAUCGUUGCUUUCUCGUAAUCGGUGUCCUGCUCUCAUUCGCCACCUCUCGGCUGGUGGCGAUGGAGUCCUGUCCGGCGACAGGGAUGCCUGGGAUGCCAGGUAUUCCUGGGCUGCCAGGCAGAGACGGUCGUGACGGACACUACGGACAGAAAGGACAGUCAGGAGCAGCGUGGCACGGCGGCCUCGGCCCUCAGAAGGGAGAGAAGGGAGAGGCGGGCCCGACGGGGUUUCUUGGUAAACGAGGACAGAGCGGGGAAGCGGGUGAAGGAGGACCCUCGGGGAUGGUUGGACCUUUAGGGGAACCCGGAGAGAACAAGGGUGUGACUGUUGGAGUCCAACAGCAGGCGGCCUUCAGCGUGGCCCGAGGAACCAACGAAUACCCGGAGAGAUCUAACGUCAUUCGUUUCACCAACGUCAUCACCAACAUCAACGAUGACUACGACACCGCGACAGGACACUUCAGGUGUCGGGUCUCGGGAACGUACUUCUUUGUGUACCACGCCUCUUUAGACGAACGGCUGUGUGUGCUGAUGAAGCUCGACCAAAAGCUGCUGACAUCGUUCUGUGAUCAUCGGCGCACCAGGAGACAAGUGACUUCAGGGAGCCUGGCGGUCUACGUGUAGGAUCAGGAGGUUUGGCUGGAGACUAAAGACUACAGAGGGAUGAGAGGAAAACGUGAAGGUUACAGCAUCUUCUCCGGCUUCCUGUUGCACCCUCACUGACCGCCAGGAUGGGAAACACAAAACUGCUUUUGUCCUCAACGUCCAAUAAACAGUUUUACACUUUA